AUGGAUCCCAACCUUGCACUCGUCUAUGGCUCCAAAGAGCCUCAAAUAUGUCUGAAGACCAUGAAAGAUCUCAUAGAUGAUCAGGCUGCCAAAUAUGGAGAUCGCCCAGCGGUUGUCUUUCCGUGGCAGUCUGUUCGGCUUUCAUAUCGCCAACUGGCAGACCGGAGCAAAAUUCUAGCCAAGGCGAUGCUCGAGAUGGGACUGCGCCACGGCGACUGCGUGGGUAUCAUGGCAGGCAAUUGCUAUGAGUACAUCGAGGUUUUCCUUGGUGGUGCUCGGAUCGGAUGCCCUGUUGUUGUACUGAACAACACAUACACACCAAUCGAGCUGUCUAAUGCAGUUCAGAGGAGUUCAUGCAAGCUUGUCUUUCAUGCAACUAGUAUCGGCACCCGGGACUUGACAGGUCAUAUCACAACUUUACGAGGGACACAAUUCCCAAAUCCAGCGCUACCUGAGCUACGACGGAUUGUUUCGCUUGGUCCUGGGGGGUUCUCGGAUAAAGGUGUUCAGGUUCAGCCCUACCACACCUUUACCUCGAAUGGUCUUUCGGUGUUUAUGAACGAUGCCACGCUCAAACGCGCAGAGAAAAAGGUCACUCGUGAAGAUGUGGUCAAUUUACAAUUUACGUCCGGAACUACGGGCUCACCUAAAGCUGCAAUGCUUACACAUACGAAUCUGAUCAAUAACGCGCAGUUCAUCGGAGGAGCAAUGCAACUUACUCCCGACGAUGUUAUCUGUUGCCCACCCCCGAUGUUCCAUUGCUUCGGACUAGUCUUGGGAUUUCUCUCUUCAUUUUACCGUGGAAGCUCCAUCGUGUUCCCAUCGGACUAUUUCGACGUCACAAAGGUAGUCGAUGCCAUUAUCAACGAAGAUGCCACAGUCCUCCUUGGUGUUCCAACCAUGUACGUCGCCGAAUUGGAAGUCAUGGCCAAAACUGGACAACGACCUCGUCGACUACGAACCGGACUCGCUUCAGGCUCAACAGUAUCCCAGAAUCUCAUGGAACAGCUACGAGAGACUAUGGGUGUGAAAAAGAUGCUGAUCGCCUACGGUAUGACGGAGACCAGUCCUGUGAGCUUUAUCACUUCAUUGGACGACAGUGAUGAAAAGGGUACGACGACGGUUGGUCGGGUCAUCCCGCACACGGCUGCAAAGGUCAUCGAUGACAAGGGUAAGAUCUUAUCACGAGGGCAGCGGGGUGAAUUGUGUACCAGUGGCUUCGUGCUCCAGAAGGGGUACUGGAGGAACGAAGAAAAGACCAAAGAGGUAAUGCGACGAGACGAGAACGGUGUUUUGUGGAUGCACACCGGCGACGAAGCCAUGAUUGAUGCGGAUGGGUUCGCACAUAUCACCGGUCGAAUCAAAGAUCUUAUCAUUCGAGGCGGCGAGAACAUCUUCCCACGGGAAAUUGAAGAGCGGCUGAUGUCUCACCCUUCCAUUUCCGAGGCCAGCGUGGUCGGAAUCAAAGACGAGCGGUAUGGCGAAGUGGUUGGGUGCUUUUUGAAGAAUUCUGGAAAGCAAAAGCCCACCGACCAAGAGAUUCAGCAAUUUGUUGGGGAAAGGCUGGGCCGACACAAAGCCCCUCAGCAUGUAUUUUGGCUAGGCGAUGCAGGGGUGGGUGCAGACUUCCCCAAGACAGGAAGUGGAAAGCAUCAAAAGCAAUUGAUGCGGGAUAUUGGCAAUCGGCUGACAGGUGGUGUCAAGGCAAAGCUUUAG
Penicillium salamii is the source of this 1716-nucleotide messenger RNA. The record is from the annotation of a GenBank genome assembly. Lineage: Eukaryota; Fungi; Ascomycota; Eurotiomycetes; Eurotiales; Aspergillaceae.